AUGGCAUAUCUAUGCUUUUCAUCGUUCAUACUAGCGUCUCUCGCUGCACUGUCAGCCUCCCAGAGCACACUUACUGCAAACCCAGCACACUCUGCUAUUCCCACAGCGUACCCAAACCCUUAUGAAUCGUCACAUCGAAACAAUUCUUGGCUACAGCAGCACAAUGGAUCAUGGUUCGAUGCAUCACAGCCAAACUCUCCCUGGAGCAAUGCAACUGAUUCGAAUGGAAAUUACGAGGCCGCGUAUACACCUGGUAGAGCACCUGCGAUACCUCUGGCAGUGAGAUCACCUUACACAUCAGCAUGGACUUCGACUGCAAACAAUGGUUCUCUGAACUCUCAAUUUCCCAUAUUUUGGGAUGGCUCAGCUCUUGGUUGGGAGGGAAUAGUCACAGUAGACGGCAUGUCCUAUGAAUGGAUGGGCAUCGGAUCUCGAGGGUUGCCCCAACUAGACAAUUUCGUUUCAGCAAUCCCUCUUACAACUGCGUACGACUCAUCAUACUCGAACUUCACUUUUGCAGCAGGCCCUAUCGAGCUUACAGCCAGUUUCUUUUCACCUGUGAUCCCAACAGACCUAUGCAGAACCUCGACUCCCUUAUCAUAUCUAUCAGUCUCAGUGAUUUCUCGAGAUGGCGGCUACCACAACGUGUCACUUUACACCGACAUCAACGGCGGCUGGGUCACACAGCCAGCAGCACCACUCAAUUGGACACUAUUCGAGAACGACGUUACAGUCAAUGGCUCGAGAGUGAUAGUUUCACCUGACGCUCUGUACUCGUGGAACAUCCGACUUCAGAACGCGUAUGAGUUUGGAGAACAGAAUGGACAAGAUGUGGCUCGUGCUAAUCAGGGCGUCUUCCCUCAAUGGGGCAAUUUCACCUGGUCCUCCAUGCAGGGCUCUGCAGAAGCUCUACAAUUUCAGUCAGGAUUCGCAGUCAACCAGCGAUUCAGAUACGUCAUGGGGAUCUCUCUCAACAACUCGAUCGAUGAGGCGUACCGAUCUUAUACUGAGCAAGAGCCUGUGUUUGCAUUCGAGCACUCUCUGGGUGAAGUUGGGCCUGACGGCACGAGUCCAGUCUUGUACACCAUUGGCCACGUCGUUCAACCCGCCGUCCGAUUCUUGGGUUCAGUUGGAAUCGAGUCGUUAGACCCAUGGUGGUCAUCUUCAUCGUGUUAUGGACCGGAUUUACAAUCAAUGACAUACAAUCACUACCACGAUCUAGCAACAGCACAACGACUAGCCGCUCAAUUCGAGUCCAAAUUGAGAAACGACAUCAACUUAUACUACGGAAACAGCAACGACAGUCCCGGCCAACAAUCCCCACCACAACAAUGGUACAAUGGUACAGACGGCCAAGAAAUCAGCGGCGUCGACCAAUUCGGCCAGCAAUACAUCUUCAAUUCCGACAACGCCUACGGCUACCUCACCCCCUCCUCCAACGGCUGUAACUCCACUCUCGAUGGCAUAGCCAUCCCCGACACCUCCGAACAAGACUCCUACUACGCCAUCACAGCCCUCGCAGCACGACAGGUCCUCGCCGCCUACGUCCUCACCACACCUUCCCGCUCAACAAACAACAACAACACCGAACCUCUCGCCUUUCAGAAAGAAAUAUCCAGCAACGGCAACACCAACACUGUGGACGUCAUCUUCCCCGCCAUCCCAUUCUUCCUCUGGAGUAACACGGACAUCCUACGCUACGUCCUCAACCCGCUCUUCAUCAACCAGGAGACAAACUUCUACCCAAACGACUAUAGCAUGCAUGAUCUCGGAUCGCGCUUCCCGAACGCUACCGGCCACGUGGAGGGCGACGACGAGUACAUGCCCGUCGAGGAGUCGGGAAACAUGAUCAUCAUGAUGUUGGCGAUUUACCGCUUUAGUCAGAAUCAGAACGUCGGGCUGAGUUACCUGGUGCAGCACUAUGCGAUCCUGAAGCAGUGGGCGAUGUACCUGAUCGAGUACUCCUUGAUUCCAUCAGUGCAGCUCAGCACGGACGAUUUCGCAGGUGAACUUGCUAACCAGACGAAUCUGGCUAUUAAGGGUAUUGUCGGUCUUGCUGCCAUGGCUCAGAUUAGUGCUGCGGUAGGGGACGGGGUAGCUGCGGCUAAUUACUCUCUCACAGCGCAGAACUACUACAAACAGUGGGAGACGCUCGGCAUCGACCCUUCAGGCACACAUACCUUACUUGCGUAUCAAUGGCGCAGCUCCUGGGGCUUACUUUACAACGUCUACCCUGCCAAACUGCUCAAUCUCUCCAUCAUCCCACAGUCGCUGUAUGAUCAGCAAUCAGCCUACUACCCUAGCGUAAGCCAGGUCUGGGGCGUCCCGCUGGACAACAGACAUGACUGGACGAAAUCGGACUGGGAGAUGUGGACGGCCGCGACGUGCCAGCCGAGCACGAGACGGUUGUUUGUGGAUUCGAUUGCGUAUUGGCUUAAUACAACGAGUAGCGAUAGGCCUUUUUCGGAUUUGUUCCAGACGAUUAAUCGGGGGGAGAGUCCGGAGGAUCCGAAUCCCAUUGAGUUCUUUGCGAGACCGGUGCAGGGUGGGCUGUAUAGUUUGUUGGCGUUGCUUGCGAGUGGGCAGACUGGUGGUGGGAGUUGA
Molecule: messenger RNA, 2604 nt
Organism: Lithohypha guttulata
Lineage: Eukaryota; Fungi; Ascomycota; Eurotiomycetes; Chaetothyriales; Trichomeriaceae
Exons: 2
Coding region: 1-2604 (867 amino acids)
Source: RefSeq, a predicted model, not a curated record